GUUGAUUCUAUCAUAUGUUUACUUCUUUACGUAUAUUAGCAUAGCAUCCUCAUUUAAAAAUGAUAUAUCCUCAACACCACCAAUGGGCUGGAUGGCAUGGGCGAGAAAUUAUUUAUGGAUAUGGUUGAUAUGCUUGUUUUGAAGGGAUUUAAAAAUGCUGGAUAUAAAUACGUUUGUAUUGAUGACUGUUGGGCUGAUAAAAAAAGGGAUACUAACUACAAACUUCAACCUGAUAAAAUUAGAUUCCCACAUGGUAUUAAAUAUCUCUCAGACUAUAUCCAUAGCAAAGGUUUAAAAUUUGGUAUGUAUUUGAGCUAUGGCAAAAAAACAUGUAUGGGUCACACUCCUGGCAGUAUUCAUCAUUUAGAAAUAGAUGCAAAUACAAUGGCAGAAUGGGGUGCAGAUUAUUUAAAGGUUGAUGGAUGUUUUACUGACCCUAUUAUUAUGGAUCCCGAUUAUAGAUAUAUAGGUAGACAUUGUCAUACUUGGAGAAAUUUUGUUGAUAUCGACACAAAUUGGAAUAGUGUUAAGAGGAUCAUUUCACAUUACAGCGAUCAUGGAGAUCAAUACGCACCUUAUCAUGGUCCUAACAAGUGGUUUGAUCCGGAUCAAUUAGUGAUCGGUAAUUCAGGCCUGAGCUUCAAUCAAGCCUCCACUCACAUGGCUAUUUGGUGUUUCCUUUCGGCACCUCUAAUGAUGUCCAAUGACUUAAGAUCGAUCGAUAGACAAUAUAUUCAGAUACUACAACACCCUGAGCUUAUAGCGCUUAAUAAGGAUCCUCUAGGAGUUAUGGGGACUAGAAAAUAUAAAGACGAUUUUAUAGAAAUAUGGACUAAACCCUUAGCUUAUCCUCCAGGGAGUUACAGCCUAUUAUUUUAUAACCCUUUACUAUCCCACACCUGGGAGAGUUUUAUGAACUCAUCUCACAAUAUAACUCUCAGAAAUAUGAACCUGGGCUGUGGCGGCGAUAAGUGUAACUUUAGAUUGAAGCUUAUCUACGAAAAUCGGUAUGCAUAUCAGAACACCAACACGAGUCAACGAGAUAUAAAAACCGAUGGAAAGAUCAUCGGGAUCGAUACUUUUAUCGAUUGGGUGUCUGUUGGACCAGAAAGCGUGCUGAUUUUCAAAGCAAUUAUUCAAAAAUAACGAAUUAUAAAUUAAAUAAUAAAAUAUACAUCAACUCAGGUAUUUGGUGAUAUCUUAUUAAUUAGUCAAUUUAUAUUUAAAAUCUGUAAGUAGAAGUGAAAAAAGGCUCAAAGUUUCAGAAUGAGUGAAUAAUUACAUUUGGCAUUUUUAUUGAUAUUCUGUAGAUCUUUAUUUAUUUUAUAUGUUAUUGGUUAUAUUCUUGUUAUAAUUAUCUUAUCA
Molecule: messenger RNA, 1365 nt
Organism: Gordionus sp. m RMFG-2023
Lineage: Eukaryota; Metazoa; Nematomorpha; Gordioida; Chordodea; Parachordodidae
Product: alpha-galactosidase A-like
Exons: 6
Coding region: 97-1146 (349 amino acids)
Biological process (GO): glycoside catabolic process; oligosaccharide metabolic process
Cellular component (GO): cytoplasm
Molecular function (GO): alpha-galactosidase activity
Source: RefSeq, a predicted model, not a curated record